AUGAAUAAGUUUUAUGCUAUGUUCAAAGUGAUCACCGCAAAAUGCAAAAUCACUUCUGAAUCUCCAGAAUUUAGUUACUUUUUCAUUCUCUGGCGGCCAUUCUGGAUUUCACGGAAAACAGCAUUAAAGAGUUAUAAGAAUAUUUCAUUUCGCGGAAAUUACUUUGAACAUGCUAUAAAAAUUCCUAAUUAUUUAGAACACGGAGUUGUUACACAGAACGCCUAUUUCUUUCUUUGAGUGCGACAUGAAUUUCUGCGUUAAGAAACGCAUUGAAAAAUAUUGUUCCAAAAGCUUGGUAUAGUGCGUUCCGCGCAAGACGGCCACAUUUUAGAAGAACAGAAAAAAAAAUCUAUAGUGAAAACAAACUUUUGCUCUAAAAACUGCUAAAAAGACAGAAAAAAAAGACAAGAGUCUAGAUAAAAGGCUCUACAAAGCAGUAAUACUUUGAAGAAUCAAAAAAUGUCUCCCAAUGCAAAAAACUUUUUCAAACAAAAAAAAAAUACAAAAAUGCUGUUUCGAAGCAAUUUCGGAGUUUUAUGAAUAAAAAUGCAGUCUUUUCGAAACAUGCUUCAAUCCUACUUUCAAAUCGCCAUGAUAGAUUUUUUAAAUAACAAAAAAAAAACCAAAAAAGGAAAAGAAAAAAGUUUGGCCUAAAAAAAUUUUCGGAAUCGAAAUUUUUCGUUGGAGCAUUAUUGCAUUGUAAUAAACACUUUACGUACAACACACUUCAAUUCACGACAAUAUUUUUUUAUUUAAGUUUUUCAAAUUCUCUUUAUGAUUUUUUAGUUCUUUGAUUUCGAAGAUUCAGAACGUAAAUCUGCGUUUUUUUGUGAAAGUUGUGCCGUAACUCUGAAUUUGAACCAAACAGCUUUUUUUUUUUUUUUUGUAUUCAUGAAAGAUCGAUAUAUCGUUUCAGAAGAUGGCGGAUAAAGAAAAAUGAAAGCGACACCGUCUCACAAUUGUCCUCAAAACUGAACAAGAUCCCGAAUUUUGAGACAGUAAAGCAGAUUGUAAGUUUAAUUUUUCUAUUUUCAUAUCUGACCUUGCUUUAAGGCUCCCGAGGACGUCCCAUUUGAAGAAGAUAUACUUCGUAAUCCAACUUCAGUGAACUGCUGGCAGAGAUAUAUAGAUCAUAAGAAACAAAGUAAAGCAUCUCCUAAACAAAUUUUCUUGGUAAAGUUGAAACCGUAAAAAUUUUUCAAAUGCAAUUUAAGAUCUAUGAACGAGCUUUAGCCGUUUUUCAACGUAGUUACAAGAUCUGGUUUCAUUAUCUGAAGUUCAGGUAAUCUUUUUUCCCUUUCCAGAAGUUCUAGUUAAUCACAGAGAGAACACGAUUUGUCACAAAUGUCCGACGGACGACGCUUGGAAAUAUCUGUGUGACGCAUACGAACGCUGUUUGAUGCGCCUACACAAGGUUUUUUCAUUGUUUUAUUUUAUGAUUAUGAAUCAAUACUGUUCAGAUGCCGCGUAUUUGGCAGUGCUACUGCGAAAUAAUGAUAAAAAGAGGAAUAAUCACCGAGUCGCGGAGAGUUUUCGAUCGUGCACUCCGUUCCUUGCCAGUUACUCAGCACUUGAGAAUUUGGAACAUAUAUGUUGGAUUCUUGAGCUCACACGAUCUUCCUGAAACAACCAUUCGAGUUUAUAGAAGGUACAAGGAAUGAUAGUUUUAUAAUAUAGGUGUUUUUCUAGAUAUCUCAAGUUCAACCCUCGUGCUCGAGAGGAUUAUAUUGAAUAUCUUAUUUCUCGCGACCAAAUAGAUGAAGCGGCUAAGGAACUGGCUACGCUAGUUGAUCAAGAUCAAGCAGUUUCCGAAAAGGGCAAAACAUCGCAUCAGGUUUCUACUGUCACUUUCGCUUUUUCCACUUUUGUCUUCAGUUGUGGACACAACUGUGCGAUUUGAUUUCAAAGAAUCCUGUAAAAAUCUUUUCGUUGAACGUUGACGCGGUCAUUCGUCAAGGAAUUCAUCGUUACUCUGAUCAGGUUCAAUUUACUUUUUUUGUCAUUUUUUAACAGAGCAAAUAUAGUUUUAAACUGUCUAUCUAAUAGAGCAAUUUGGCUUCAGGUGGGAUAUCUGUGGUGCUCUCUUGCUGAUUAUUACAUCCGUAGCGCAGAGUUCGAAAGAGUAAGCUUUUUAAAAGUUUGAUUAUUUAUUUCGUGCACUUUUCUUAAGGCAAGAGAUGUCUACGAGGAAGCAAUGGCAAAGGUGGCGACAGUUCGAGAUUUCACUCAAGUUUUUGAUGCGUACGCCAAUUUUGAAGAAAGGGAAACGGCCAUUAUGAUGGAGGAGGUAGAAAAGACAGGAGACCCCGAAGAAGCUACUGAUCUGGAAUGGAUGUUCGAGAGGUGUGUGAGAAAUUAUUAAAUGCAUUUCAAGUUGUAUUUACAGAUUUGAGAAUUUGAUGGAACGAAGAAAUCUUUUGUUGAACAGUGUUCUCCUGAGACAGAAUCCGCACAACGUUGCCGAAUGGCUGAACAGAGUGGAGAUAUUUGAAAAUGACUACGAGAAGGUCAUUUUUCCCAAUUUAUUCCUUACUUCACUAUAAGAGUUUCAGCAAGUGGAAACGUUCAAAGAAGCUGUGAAAGCAGUCGAUCCGCGGCUUCAGGUUGGCAAAGCAAGAGACUUGUGGAUAUCAUUCGCUAAAGUUUACGAAAAGCACGAGGAACUGGAUGAGGUAAGCAAGAUGAGAUCCUAUUUUUCCUCAUUCCAUAAUUUUUCAAAGACGCGGAAAGUUUUUGAAACGGCCGUGAAAGCUCCUUUUGCGUCAGUUAGUGAGUUGGCCAAUGUUUGGUGCGCAUACGCCGAAUUCGAAAUGAGACACAAGUUGGUUUUCAUUUUUCUUCUAAAUCAAUUUUUUUUACUCGCAACUUUUCAUGAGUAUGGGUUUUAUACUAGGACAAAGCGUUCUAGAAAACACUAUCCAAACUAUUAUUGAAGGCUGAACCCCUCUUUUAUAGUAAAGAAAUACUUUUGGAGGUUUCGGUUUUUCAUAGGAACCGAUUAUUUUAGUCGAAAAGUCAAUAAUGAGCUAUUCAGCAUAUAUUUCGGUUUCAGCUCGUAGAAAAUCGUAAUUCUGAAUGCUCUCAGACUUCAAUACGUUUCUGGUGAAGAUAAGGGAGUUCCUGCCGUGCUCAGCUCAGAUUUUGACUAUUUUGAUGAAAGGCACAUAAACUAGAAUAAUCCCUUACAUGCGCUAAUUGCAACUUAUUAAUUUUUCAUUUGACUGUGUCUCUAACCACACACAUUCUCGGGUUUAGUCGUCCGAAAGUUGCCUUGGCUCUUUUGCGACGAGCCUGCACGCCUCCCCAGGCCAAUGAAAUCGACAGUCUGCCUCCGGCUCAAGCGCGCGUCUACCGUAGUCCAGUUCUUUGGGGACAGUAUGCCGACUACGAAGAAUGCAUUGGAACGGUAGAUUUUGUUUUUUGAGAGUAUGUCAAAGAAUGAUCUCUCAGGUUGAAUCCUGCAAGAAGGUCUACGAACAGAUGAUCGACCUACGCGUUGCGUCACCUCAGAUGAUCAUGAAUUUUGCCCUCUUUUUAGAGGAAAACGAAUAUUUCGAAUUGGCCUUCCAGGUUUCUUUAUUCACAUCACAAUAGAUGUUGAAACGGCUUUUCAGGCUUAUGAACGUGGAAUCGCUCUUUUCAAGUGGCCCAACGUGUUUGACAUCUGGAACACCUACCUUGUCAAAUUCAUCAAACGAUAUGUCAGUGAAGAAUUCGCUCUGAGUAAAUUAAAAUCUCUUUUCCAGGGAGGCAAAAAAUUGGAACGUGCACGUGACUUAUUCGAGCAAUGUUUGGAGUCUUGUCCUCCUAAAUACGCAAAAUGUGAGAUUUCCGGUUAAAAAUGAAUCCUUUUUGUUCAGACAUAUUUUUGCUUUAUGCCAAAUUGGAAGAAGAGCACGGAUUGGCUCGACACGCCUUGUCCAUUUAUAACAGGGCAACUUCUGGAGUUGACCGCACCGAUAUGCACUUGGUUCUCUUUUUUUUUCGUCUUCUCAUUGAAAACCAUUUUUGCAGAUGUACAAUAUUUAUAUCAAAAAAGUGCAAGAAAUGUACGGAAUUGCUCACUGUCGCCCUAUAUAUGAGCGGGCGAUUGCUGAAUUGCCCGAAGAAAAGUCCAGGUAGCUGUCUUCGUCUUUCGGCUGUUAUUUUCCGAGAUCUUUCCAGAUCUAUGAGUCUCCGAUAUGCCCAACUGGAAACAACGGUUGGCGAAAUCGACCGCGCAAGAGCUGUUUAUGCACACGCGGCCGAGAUAUCCGAUCCUAAGGCCUGUCUGCUGUAAUAACUAAGCUUUUGAACUGGUUUUUCAGGUUCAUGUCAAGUUCUGGGAAACUUGGCGGACGUUCGAAGUGCAACAUGGAAAUGAAGCUACGGUGCGCGACAUGCUGCGUGUGAAACGCUCCGUUGAGGUGAGUCUUUAAAAUUGGUCGAAGCUAUGAAAAAUAUUCUCCUCUAUCAGGCUUCUUACAAUGUAAACGUUACAUUGACGUCGGUACAAAUGCGAGUAGACGCCGAGAGGAAAACGAAUGAGGUUUGAUUCUUUCCUCUCAAACUCUUUUUUGAAAAGUCCUUUUUUACAGACGACAACUGGUACUACGGACGCCAUGGAUACUCUGGACAGAAGCGCCCCCGAUCAGGUUCAUUCUUGGCUACUCAUAAUUUUCACUUCUCAUCACGUAGCGUCUGACUUUCUUGAUUCAGGCGGAAGGAGCUACGAUUUCGCAAAUGUCCUUCAACAAAGGAAACAUAUCGUUUGUGCGUGGAGAGAGCAAAACUGUGCAGCAGAGCACCACGGACAAUCCCGACGAGAUCGACAUCGACGCCGAUGAAGAAGAGGAAGAAGGUUCUCGAACAUUGUCAAAACCACCUGAAACAAAAAUUUCAGAAAUGGAUGUUUCUACAAAGGCUGUGCCUGCAGAAGUUUUUGGCGAGCUCAAGAAAUCUGCCGAGGAAGAACUUUGA
Molecule: messenger RNA, 4959 nt
Organism: Caenorhabditis auriculariae
Lineage: Eukaryota; Metazoa; Nematoda; Chromadorea; Rhabditida; Rhabditidae
Source: the annotation of a GenBank genome assembly